Messenger RNA from Chaetomium strumarium, 2343 nucleotides. RefSeq lists its product as uncharacterized. The record is from RefSeq and is a predicted model, not a curated record. The transcript is spliced from 3 exons. The coding region runs from base 1 to 2343 and encodes 780 amino acids. Lineage: Eukaryota; Fungi; Ascomycota; Sordariomycetes; Sordariales; Chaetomiaceae.
AUGCCCCUCGUCUCCGGCUCUCCGGGUCUGUCUCGAGCCAUUGCAGCCAUCCUGUUCAUGAGAAAACUUCUCAAAAAACUCAAACGAUUCAACAUCAUCUACAUCACGGUUGAAGCCGCAACUCUCAUCGGACUCACCUUUGUUGCUGCCGCCUCGUACAUCCUCCGCAUCAUCAUGGCGAGGAAAAAGAGCAAGGGCGGUCCUCCGUCGACCGGCUCGCCGGCUACACAAGGUGCCGAUGCCAAAGGCCCUGCUCCGUCAAGGCCGGCCUCGGUUGCGGCUCCCGUGAUGAAGAAGGAAGCCGAUGCCAGACCAGAGACUUCCCCCUACGGCAGCCCCAGCUGCACCGUCCCCUUUGCCAGCCCGCUCACCGUGGCGCUGGACAUCCUCAAGAAGAGCCCCAAGCUCCAUGCCGCCUACGAGCUGCGGCUCCCGGAGCUGACGGUCAUCCCCGAGCCCGUCGGCCAUGUACUCGUCCACUACCUGCACACCAGGACCUACGAGGCGCUCAAGCCGCAGGGGGCAGACAAGAUGUCCAAGCAGCUCAGCGAGCUCAGGACGGCCAUCCAGGCAUAUGCCGCCGCGAGAGCAUACGAGCUCCCGGGCCUCAUGCGCCUGUGCGAGGGCAAGAUCACCAAGUUCGGCGAGGGUCUGCCGCUGCCGUCGCUGCUCGAGGUGGCGCGGGACGCCUACCCGACCCUGACCGACAGCGAUGAUUGGUUCCUCGACUAUCUCCGGUCGCGCAUCCGCCCCCACCUGCGGGACCCAGAGGUGCUGAUGGGGUCCAACCUGCUGGAGCAGAUCAGCAGCAUCCUCUCGCCCAACAAGGUCCUUCUGCGCACCGUCCUGGAGCUGUUCUGCGAGAGGAUCGUGGGCCGCCCGGAAUCCCCGGCACCCGCCGCCUCCACGCAACAGGCCGCCAGCGCCAUGGCCAGCCCCGUCACCAGCCCAAGCAGCUCGCGGCCCGUCACCCCGCUCCCGGCAUCAGCAGCCAUGUCGAUGCUCGAGAUGAGGUCAAGAUCCGUUCCCCGCAGCCCGUCCACCCCGCCGUCGCGGAAGAACACAAAGGGCAGCCCGUGGCCGUCGCCCGACCACGUGUUGGAGGACUCGUCGUCCCUGAGGGCAGCGUCGCCAGAGCCUGCCUUCGAGAUCAAGCCUAUGCCUGCAUCGCCAACCCCCGGGCCCUUCCUGGAGCUGGGCCCCGUCAUCAUGGAUGUCGUGCCCUCGCCGGGAUCCUCAACCGAGGCCAACGCCGAGGCUGAGCCCCAGGUCAAGGCUGAGGCCGAAGCCGAGGCUGAGCCUGAGACCAAGGUUGAAGCGGAACCCGAGGUCGAGGUUGAGGCUGAGGCCGAGGCCGAAAGGGAGGACGGCGCUACUGGCGCGGACCCUGCUGCUGUCGCCCAAUCCGAGAGGAGGGAUUCGGGCAAGGACAUCGAACUGGAACUCCCUUCGAGGGAGCUCCAGACUGUUCCAGAGCACAUGUCUGAGCUUGAGGCCCAAUUCAACCCUCAGCCCCAGAGCUUGCGGCCGGCGGCUCGGGAAGCCGACUCGGGAUUCUGGGAAGGUCCUGAUGCGGAGGCCAGCAAGGAGCCCUCGAUCGUUGAGAUUCAAGAACCCGUCUCCACCUUGGUGCCGAUUGCCGAGCCUGUUCAUGAGCUCGAGUCCAACGUCGACCCCAAGGAGGGCACAAGCGUCCACAUUCGCGACUUUGCGGAUUCCGACAAGACGGAGAUGGACAACAAGGCGGACACCCAAGCCGAACACGCACAGGAGCCCGUCUCCGAAAGGGUGGCCGAGAACACCCCCGAUGCCGUGACUGGGCCGGCGGUGGAGGAGGCUGAGGACAAGUCCGCCGACGCAACGGCACAAACCAGCCCAGCCGAAGGAGAGCCAAGGGAAGCGAAGGGCAAGGAAGUUGAGGCACAGCCGGAGACAGAGAAGGCUCAAGAGGAGAGCGUCGAGCCGCAAGUGGUGGCGAAGGUCCAGCCCGAGCCCGAGACGACCCCGUCGGACAAACUCCCUGUUCCCGACGAUGCUCAGCCCGCUGGGUCCGCUGAGGCCAAGGCGGCUGAGCCUAGCAUCGAGCCGGGGACGAAGCCCCCUGGGGAGCCCAAGAUUCACCGCGCCUACACCGACUCCGCCAUCCUCGCCGCGGCGCGCGCUGACGAUGCCGCAGACGCUCCGGCGGUUCUCGGUGCGCAGCCUGCAGCGGAGCAGGACGGCGCGAAGGCUGACGCCGACGCGGCUGGCAACCAGUCCUGCAGCCCCCAGGUGAGGCAGAAGGGCUGGAAGAAGCGCUUCAUGAGCAUCCGCUACCCACUCAUGUUCGGCCGGGGCAUGUGA